AUGCAGACCUCAUUCUCCACCCUCAUCACGCUGUGCCUCGCCGCCAGCGCCAUCGCCGCCCCAGCGCACCUCUUCACGAAGCGCCAAUCCGUACCUGCAGCAUUCUGCGACCUCGCGCCCGGCAUCAGCAUACCCGGGCCUGCGACACGGGAGUUCCAGCAGGGAUUUGUCCCCUUACCCUUCCCAACGAAUGUGCCACAACCUCCGCACGAUGUGCGAGAGUCGGUCUGUCGCAAUGCCGGCGGCGAGCUGCGGGAUGUCCUCGGCCCCGCCGUGGAGAAGCGGCAAUCCGAAGGGCUUCCUGCAUUCUGCACAUUCGGGACGCCGAUCGACACGGCCGGGCCUGUGACGCGGCAGUUCCAGCAAGAUUGCACCUCGCGCGGGGGCACACUGCGCCAGGAGUGUUUCCGGGACGGCGGACGCGUGUUCUUUGCCAACCCGUUUGGGCGACAGCUCCCGCGUAAGCAGCGAGAGGAGGAAUGCCGCAACAACGGCGGCGAGAUGCGGGAUGUCCUAGGCCCCGCCGUGGCGAAGCGGCAAAUCGAAGAGCCUAUUGCAAUCUACAGAACCUCGUCGGGAAUCGACUCGCACGGGCCUGUGACGCGGGAGUUCGAACAGGUGUGCGAGGAGCGCGGGGGCAUGCUUCGCUGGGAGUGCUUCGCCGACGGCAAAGUCGUGUACUUUGGCUCCCCGUUUGGGCCACACCUCCCGGACAACCUGCGAGAUGAGCAAUGCCGCAACAGCGGCGGCGAGAUGCGGGAUGUCCUCGACUCCGCCGUGGAGAAGCGACAAGACGAUGAUAUGACGGAUGAGGGGGAGGACAGUUAGGAGGAGGAUGCGUAGGCGGUGGAGCUGGCUUGGGUUCAUGAAUUGUACACACAUGUUUUUUCUCUUUCGUUUCAAUGAAUAUCCAAG
Molecule: messenger RNA, 915 nt
Organism: Tricharina praecox
Lineage: Eukaryota; Fungi; Ascomycota; Pezizomycetes; Pezizales; Pyronemataceae
Exons: 3
Coding region: 1-828 (275 amino acids)
Source: RefSeq, a predicted model, not a curated record